CGCUAGACUGUCCGCUGUUUGCAUUCUGCUGUUUAUUUAAGAAUAAUUGGAAGUCCAGUAAGAGUGGUGGAAAGUGCAUUCCUCCGUUUGUUCCUCAUGUUUUAUCCUCCUUCCAGACGUAUGCCUUUUGCAUAAAUUUAUUUGGGAAAUUUGGGUGUCCUGAAAGCCAAUCCGAGAGAACACAGGCGUCCACUGUAUUAUUCCGGGGCGCGAGAGGCAUGGUUUACUCUGAAACCGUGUUGUGUGCAGGCGUCUACAGUCCCCAGUUCCUGACGGGUCCCCCACCGAGGGUGCAGCCUGAGCUCCUGUUACACACUAAUUGGACGGACUGAAAACACCCAGGACAGCAUAUGUGGAGAGAACUAUAAAAGCUUCCCAAGAGUCCAACUGGAACCAAACAGGAAACCACUGACCCACAGCAUUACUGUUGAAUCGCCACCUCCAUUUUGCCUAACAACGAGUGACACAGAUAAGGAGUAAACAUGAACGGACUUUGACAACUACUCCCUGCAUCCACAUUGUUCCUCUCGAAAGGGAAAGAGCACUCCUUCCAUCUGCAAGAUUAACCUUUGACCUCUUUCACUCUUGCAUCACCGUUUUUCCACUUAAAAUACUCUGUGCUGUGCCCUGAUACAGAUUAAUGGUGCUUCUCUGCGCUGCAUGACUUCUAGUUCCUGUGCUUUGAUCGAGAAGAGGGAGUUUUGACUGCAAGGCCUUCCCUUUUAUUUAUUUAUUUAUUUUCUUAUUUAUGAUUUUUUAAUAUAUUUUUUUCCACUGCUGCUGAAAUCAUGGGAGGGACAGGCUACGGGUUCUACCGCGUCACCAUCUUCCUGGCCAUGUUCGUGGGCUACACCCUGUACUACUUCAACAGGAAGACCUUCUCCUUCGUAAUGCCCUCGGUGAUGGAGGAAAUCGAGCUCGACAAGGACGACUUGGGCCUCAUCACCAGCAGCCAGACUGCAGCGUACGCCAUCAGCAAGUUCAUCAGCGGCGUGCUGUCGGACCAGAUGAGCGCCCGCUGGCUGUUCUCCAUCGGCCUGUUCUCCGUGGGCGCCGUCAACGUGCUGUUCUCCUGGUCCUCCACGGUGCCCAUGUUCGCAGGGCUGUGGUUCCUGAACGGCCUGGGCCAGGGGCUGGGGUGGCCCCCCUGCGGGAAGGUGCUCCGCAAGUGGUACGAGCCGUCGCAGUUCGGAACGUGGUGGGCCGUGCUGUCCUGCAGCAUGAACCUGGCGGGGGGGCUGGGCCCCAUCGUCGCCGCGGUGAUGGCGCACAGCUACAGCUGGAGGACCACGCUGUCCUGUUCCGGAAUGAUCUGCAUGGCCAUCUCCGCGCUCUGCCUGCUCUUCAUCCGGAACGAGCCCUCCGACGUGGGCCUGCCCAACAUCCAGCCCGCGGCCAAGAAGGGCAAAGGAGGCUCCAGUACGGAGAGCACCCUGAAAGAGUUCCUCCUGUCCCCCUACCUGUGGCUCCUCUCCAUGGCCUUCCUGAUGGUGUUCGGCGUGAAGACAGCCUGCACAGACUGGGGCCAGCUCUACCUCAUCCAGGAGAAGGGCCAGUCUGUUCUCAUAGGCAGCUCCUACAUGAGUGCCCUGGAGGUGGGGGGGCUGGUGGGUAGCAUCGCCGCGGGAUACCUGUCUGACAAGGCCGUCGCCAGGCAAGGUCUGCGUACCUACGGCAACCCCCGCCACGGCCUCCUGAUCUCCAUGAUGGUUGGGAUGUUUGUGUCCAUGUACCUCUUCCGGGUCACCGUCUCCCCUGACCCCAAGGAUGUUCCCGUUUGGAUGGAGGCCCUUCACCCUGUCUCUGUCCUCACAGGCUUAUCGGAACAAGAGAUCUGGAUUCUCUCUCUGGGGGCUCUUUUUGGAUUCUCCUCCUGUGGACCAAUCGCAUUGAUCGGUGUGAUAGCCAGUGAGAGCGCGCCCUCAAACUACUGUGGGACAUCCCACGCGAUCGUUGCUCUGAUGGCCAACGUUGGCGGCUUCCUCGCGGGGUUGCCGUUCAGCACCAUCGCCAAGCACUACAGCUGGGACAUGGCAUUCUGGGUAGCAGAGGUGAUCUGCGCCGUGACGACCGUCGGCUACUUCCUGCUCCGGAACAUCCGCACCAAAAUGGGGUCCGUGCCCAAGAAGGUGGACUGAGCCCCAGACCACAUGAUUCUCCUCUGCCACGGACACACCACACUGGCACAGCCAAUCAACUGCACAAGUUGUCUCCGGGGGGGCAAGUGGGUUCUACAAUCACCCAAUCAGAUUUCUGUAAAUACAACACUGAAGUAUAUUGGAGAGUGCUCACACUGUUUCAAUUGUAACGCUUCACCAGUUUCUUAUUUUUGGCAAUAACUUUUAAACCGUGAUGCAUAAAAGCUGGUGAGGCUUUGCAGAAGACAAGUGAAAAAAGCUUUUAUUGUGCGCAUAUUCUCUCUAAACAGCCAUAGACGUGUAAUAGACUUUCAAAUUAUCUAUGGAGUGAAAUAAUAACAGCGAUGAAAGUUGUAAUAGCUAUGAUGCCUAAUGUGAAGAUGUAAAUAGUGUCCAUUAGUGCGUAAUACUGAACAUAAACAACGUUCCACAAUUUUCAGCGCUGUCAGUUAUACACAGAAUAUGAAAUCACUCUUGAAGCGUAGCCUGAUAUCUUUAGUAUGAUACUGUAACUUGAGAACUGUGAACACAAGGUAAAAACAACAGGACUCAGGUUAUGGAGUUUGAGCCUAAGUGACUGAAGGGUCAGUCAUAAUGCUACACAGUCCCUUCAUAGGGUCUGUAUUUAAUAUUAGUUGUGUUUUAGACUUACUGCACACUAUCUACCUGUGGAGAGCACAGCUACUCUGUGCAAGGUGAUGUCAAUUUCAUACACUGGAGAGACGUUCUCGAAUGUUAUUUAAUUCUUAAAUACUGUAUACCUAUUGACAGUCCACUUGACAGUAGUUUCAUUAAUAAUCAUUACAUGGACAUAAUCCUCAUUCGAUGUGCAUACUUGACUGUUUAUAAAUGUAUUCACCAGCAGUAAAUAUACAUUAUACUACAGAUUACAUUUCAGCUAUAAAGGAGGGAAGAGAAAAGUUGAACUGAGUUUACAUUAUUGAGGUUUACGUUAUGCUGAAAUACAGUGGUAUUUUACCUUUAAAUGUGAACGUUUAGAGGGCUUUCAUUUAUUUAUGUGUAAAUCUCAUCUCUGUAAAUGAUGGUGACACUGCAGAGGAAUUCAGUCUAACCCAGGAGUGUCAAAGGCUGUCACCACCAUUUUGUUUUUAAUGAGUAAUGAAAAUAACUUUAAUUUGUGCAUUUCAGCUAGUCGAUAUUAACCGAAAAAGUUAUUUUAAAACACAAUUAAUUAAUUAUUGCCUUGUUUCAUCAUUGAAGAUUUGGGGAACCUUAAAAAAUGGUACUGUAGAUUGUAUCCCACUGCAAUUUCAAAAUUACCCUUUUGUGAUAUUUCAGCCAGUACAUUUUUUAUUGUGGUUGUUCAUUUUCUUCAAAAUAUAAUUUUCAUGAAUGAUAUGAGGAAUGCAAAGCCAAUAUUGUAAUGUGAUUUGUAAAUGUAUUCAUUGCCAGAACAUGUCCAUGUAUUGCACAUUUAUCCAUUUAUACAAACAUUCAUAAGUUGUGAAACCAGUUGUCAAUCAUCACACUACUAAGUCAUUAAAGGUGGCAUCUCCUGAUGCUAUAUGGCUUUGUUCGAAUCUCUAUAGAUGGAACUGUGAAUGAAUAAGUAUUAUUUAUGUUUUUUGGGGCACUAAAACAGUUAUAUAACACCAUUACAAAAAAAUACAAUAAAUUAUUUUUCUUUGCA
Conger conger (European conger) is the source of this 3789-nucleotide messenger RNA. It is a transcript of the gene slc37a4b, whose product is annotated as solute carrier family 37 member 4b. Gene Ontology annotation, cellular component: endoplasmic reticulum membrane. The coding region runs from base 789 to 2138 and encodes 449 amino acids. NCBI's taxonomy places the organism in Eukaryota, Metazoa, Chordata, Actinopteri, Anguilliformes, Congridae. The transcript has 10 exons. Gene Ontology annotation, molecular function: glucose 6-phosphate:phosphate antiporter activity. Gene Ontology annotation, biological process: phosphate ion transmembrane transport; glucose-6-phosphate transport. The record is from RefSeq and is a predicted model, not a curated record.